GUUGCACUCUAUGUUUCCGGUGUGUGUUUCCGUCUAAGAUGUUUGGUAACAUGUUUCUGUUCAGCGGUGAAUGACAGCGGAGUUCCUCCUCAAAGGUGAGUUCACCCCACCGACCCAACCUCAGGUGUGGACUAACUGCAGGUACCAGCCAUGCUGCUCCCCCUUCUUCUGCGCCCGUCCCUCCGCUGCUCUCAGGCCUCUCAGGUCCUGUUAACACGAUGUGUGCGCUGCGACGCCUCUCGGACACUGCACUCUCAGGCUGAGCACUUCCUGCGACGGAGGCUCCCCCUGCGCCACCACACACAGAGCCGAGGCACCAAGAGCCGAGGAAGGAAGUCCAGGAGCCAGGAGGAGGAUUGGAAAACCAGGAACAAGACAGUGCUGACGUACAUCGCCGCUGCAGGGGUGGGGAUGAUCGGCCUGUCGUACGCUGCAGUGCCGCUCUACAGGCUCUACUGCCAGGCCUCGGGGCUCGGCGGCAUGGCGGUGGCCGGACAUGACGCAGAUCAGGUGGAGACGAUGAAGCCGGUGAAGGAGCGGGUCCUUAAGAUCACCUUCAACGCAGACACACACGCCAGCAUGCAGUGGAACUUCAGACCGCAGCAGACAGAGAUCUACGUGGUUCCAGGUGAGACGGCGCUCGCUUUCUACAGAGCAAAGAACCCCACAAAUAAACCCAUCAUCGGCAUCUCCACCUACAACGUGGUGCCCUUCGAGGCCGGACAGUACUUCAACAAGAUCCAGUGUUUCUGCUUCGAGGAGCAGCGACUGAACCCUCACGAGGAGGUGGACAUGCCCGUCUUCUUCUACAUCGACCCAGAGUUUGACGAAGACCCCCGGAUGGCCCGAGUGGACACCAUCACCCUGUCCUACACCUUCUUCGAGGCCAAGGAGGGUCAGAAGCUCCCUCUGCCCGGAUACAGCUACAACUGAUCCGUACACACAGGGAGGGUCACGGAAACCAUGUGAAUGUGAAUGUGAAAUGCAUUGCCCCCCAAAAAAGACUUAAACCAAACAACAACCAGAUUUUUUUUUUAUUAAAUCAAGAAAAAAGCUUCAAUGUAAGUCUUGUUGUUUUCAGUGUCUCAGAGUUUGAGGGUCCACUGUAAAGGUUGUAAACAAAAUAUUCUAGAUUUUAUUCUGAGAAUAAAGUUAAAAUAUUUGAAGAAAGGUGUGUAAUAUUCUUCAAUAGAAAAGUCAAAGUCCUGAUUUAAUUUAAUACGAGAUGGGAGCAGGGUGUCAUCUGAGGUUUCACAUAAAAGCAGCUUCAGGAUUCAUGUAUUCACUCAGUGUAGCCUGAGAAAAAGAAGACAUUUUGCAGAUUUUUUUUUCUUUUAAAAAGUUGCAUUUUCCCCCUAAAUAUUUUACCUUAAUUCUCAAAAUAUCACAUUUAUUUUUUCUAACAGUGGUCCUAAUUCUCUGUAACAGAAUAAACCAGGUGUUCACUCAUCCUGGAAAACCUGGAAUUCUUCAAUGCAGCUUCACAGUCAUUGAAAAGUCCUGAAACAAGUUUAAAGUAUCAGAAUCUAUAAAUUCCUUCUCGGUGGCUGAUACACAUUUGAAGGUGUCGAGGUGAAACCUUUCUGAGAAAAGAGUUCGCUGGAUGAGUUUUUCUACAUUUCACCUGAACUGAGGAACAAAAACUGUCAGAACUCUGGAGACUGAACUUUUCUCUGUCGAUGAAAGACAUGGAGACUUCAGACCCGAAGACCUCCAACUGUUGGUGUGUGUGCAUUCUGACAUCUGAGAGACUGUACAUGUAUAAAUGAGAUCAUGAUUACAGCUGAUAAUUGUUUUAAAGACUGAAAAUAUAUGAAUAAAUUAUGACUACAAACUGAA
This is a messenger RNA of Epinephelus lanceolatus (giant grouper), 1839 nucleotides long. RefSeq names its product cytochrome c oxidase assembly homolog 11 (yeast) (gene cox11). Lineage: Eukaryota; Metazoa; Chordata; Actinopteri; Perciformes; Serranidae. The record is from RefSeq and is a predicted model, not a curated record. Gene Ontology annotation, molecular function: copper ion binding. Gene Ontology annotation, cellular component: mitochondrial inner membrane.